AUGGGUCUCUACCGCGUCCGCGUGUCCACCGGGUCCUCGUGCUGCGCGGGCUCCAAUAACCAGGUGCACCUGUGGCUGGUCGGCGAGCAAGGGGAGGCGGCGCUCGGGUGGCGCCUGCGGCCGGCGAGGGGCAAGGAGGUGGAAUUCCAGGUGGACGUGUCCGAGGACCUGGGGCGGCUGCUGUUUGUGAAAUUGCGCAAAUGGCACUUCCUCUCGGAUGACGCGUGGUUCUGCAACUGGAUCUCCGUGCAGGGCCCCGGGGCCAGUGGGAACGAGUUCAGGUUCCCGUGCUAUCGCUGGGUGGAGGGCGACGGCGUCCUGAGCCUGCCCGAGGGCACCGCCCGGACCGUGAGGGAUGAUCCCCAGAACCAGUUUAAGAAACAUCGGGAGCAAGAGCUUGAGGAAAGAAGGAAGGUGUACCGAUGGGGUUUCUGGAAAGAGGGAUUAAUCCUGCCUAUAGUAGGGAAUACGCAAUGGGAUCUUCCCAGAAACGAGAGAUUUCGUGAAGAUAAGGAUUUAGACUUCAGUCUCUCUCUAGCAAAAGUGUUGAAGGACUUGGCCUUAAAGGGGACAUUAGAUCUCACAAAUUCUGUAAGAAGACUGGAAGACUUCAAUAAAGUAUUCCCGCGAGGAAAAACUCCUCUGGCUGAGCAGGUUCGCAAUUCCUGGAAGGAUGAUGCCCUAUUUGGGUACCAGUUCCUCAAUGGGGCAAACCCCAUGCUCCUGAGACGCUCCAGGAGUCUCCCGUCACGGUUGGUGCUGCCUCCGGAAAUGGAAGACUUGAAGACACAGCUGGAGAAAGAACUCCAGACUGGAUCUCUGUUUGAAGCUGACUUCUCCCUGCUGGAUGGGAUCAAGCCUAAUGUCAUCAUUUUUAAGCAACAGUAUGUAGCAGCCCCUCUAGUCAUGCUGAAGCUCCAGCCUGAUGGAAGACUCUUACCUAUGGUCAUCCAGCUCCAGCCACCUCGGAAUGGAUGCCCCCCACCUGUGUUGUUCCUGCCUUCGGAUCCACCCAUGGCCUGGCUCCUUGCCAAGAUCUGGGUCCGGAGCUCUGAUUUCCAGCUGCACCAGCUACAGUCACACCUGCUGAGGGGCCACCUGAUAGCUGAGGUUAUUUCUGUGGCCACCAUGAGGAGCCUGCCCAGCCUGCAUCCUAUCUACAAGCUCCUGAUUCCACACUUUCGCUACACCAUGGAGAUCAACGUGCUGGCCCGGAGUAAUCUUGUCUCUGAAUGGGGAAUUUUUGAUCUGGUGGUGAGCACUGGGAGUGGCGGCCAUGUAGACAUUCUCCAGAGAGCCACAGCUGGUCUGACCUAUCGCUCCUUCUGCCCUCCUGAUGACCUGGCAGACCGUGGGCUCCUGGAUGUGAAGUCUUCUCUCUAUGGCCAAGAUGCGCUCAGGCUCUGGGGAGUCAUCAGCCGGUAUGUAGAGAAGAUGGUCAGUCUUUUCUACAAGAGUGAUGGAGCUGUGAAGGAUGAUCCAGAACUGCAGGCCUGGUGUAGAGAGAUCACUGAGACUGGACUGCAGGGGGCCCAGGACCGGGGGUUCCCCAUCUCCUUAGAGUCCCGAGCUCAGCUCUGCCACUUCAUCACCAUGUGCAUCUUCACAUGCACUGGUCAGCAUGCUUCCACCCACCAGGGCCAGCUGGACUGGUACUCCUGGAUCCCGAAUGGUCCAUGCACCAUGCAGAAGCCCCCGCCCAUUUCCAAGGAUGUGACAGAGAAGGAUAUAGUAGACUCGCUGCCCAGUCUGCACCAGGCCCGAACACAGAAGACCUUCAUAAAAUUCCUUGGCCGACGCCAGCCUGUCAUGGUGGCCUUGGGGCAGCACAAAGAAAGCUAUUUCUCUGACCCUGGGCCUCAAGCUGUGCUGAAGCAAUUCCAGGAGGAGCUGGCUGCCCUGGACAAGGAGAUUGAGGUCCGGAAUGCAGGCAUGGACCUGCCCUACGAGUAUCUUCGACCCAGCAUGGUAGAGAACAGUGUGACCAUCUGA
Messenger RNA from Rangifer tarandus platyrhynchus (Svalbard reindeer), 1992 nucleotides. The record is from the annotation of a GenBank genome assembly. NCBI's taxonomy places the organism in Eukaryota, Metazoa, Chordata, Mammalia, Artiodactyla, Cervidae.